CGUCACUAUGUGGGAGUGGUUUUCCCCCCAAAGAGGUUACAGUUCACUACCAAACGACAAAUAAUCAUUGGCUGUCAAUAUGGCCUCCAGAAAAAGAAAGCCGUCGUUUGUCACCCCGUUUUCCCAAAGUAGCCAACCUGCCGUUACAGUCCGUUCUGAGGCCGAUACGCCCGUGGGUAAAUCAAGUGGGAAAGAUGUACCGACCAAUGAAGGUGAACCGUUCCAGAUGUCGCCAUUGCUUGUUGGCCGAAUGCAGGUCGUUACACCGAACAUGCGGAAGAAAAUUAAGAGAAGAUUUGCUUGCGGAAUCUUUCGCAACGGCACCUCAUUGACCCAAGAAUCCUCACCAGGAUUAGAUGUUCCGUUCGUAUUCAGUCAAGCAGACGAGCCUGACAUACUUCUUGACGUACACAAUGAUCUGCCCAAGGGUGAACCGUCUUCAAAACAUGAAAAACUGGAAAACAAAUUAAGAAAAUCCGAAGUGCAAGACAGUAACAAAUCGGAAGACUUGCAGGUCAAUGAGAAUAACGUCCACGCGGUCUUGGUAAAUGAUCCAGAUUAUACAGACAGAAAUGUUUACGACAGUUCUGUUGCGUUUUGUAAAAUCGUUAAUCAGAAAGCAGGGAAUCCAACGAAAAGUACACAUUUUCAAGGAGAUAAAGCUAAAGUGAAAGAAGUGAUAAAAACGUUUGUGAAAGUAAGUGGUAAUCGGAAGUUCAGUCCAGCGGAUCAAGCUACGACAUGCGUUGCUAUCACAGAAAGAAAUGGGCCAAAGAAUAAACCGGUACUUGUAAAUAAGAAACAUGUCCGCGAGGACAAACGCCAAGAAUCGAAAGAAUCCAAACACACUUCGGCAAAUCAGUGGUGUUCUCGAAGAAAGAAGACAAACGUGUGUAAGAAAAAUAAGUUUAGAGAAGAGGAGAUUCGCUACUCGGUAUUGAAGGAACUGAUGCAGAUGCAUAUGGAGAUUAACGACCUCCAAAACAGAAGAAAGUUACUUAAGCUACCGGAUGGUUAUACCAGUAUUAACAGACUUCUUCCAACUCAAGAUAUGAAAGACUUUCCUAACCAUGCCAAGUUGUUCGAGGAGUAGCACGGUAAACGUUUCUGGAGAGAAUGGCGGGAUGUUGUUCUUGAAUGAUGAGUAAAACAGUCAUAAUCAGAAUGUACAUGUUGAGUUUCUUCAGUAACCAGUUACCUAAAACUGUUCAUAUUAUAUGAUAUAUUAUAUUCAUUUAAGACUCAUA
Dreissena polymorpha is the source of this 1247-nucleotide messenger RNA. RefSeq lists its product as uncharacterized. NCBI's taxonomy places the organism in Eukaryota, Metazoa, Mollusca, Bivalvia, Myida, Dreissenidae. The transcript is spliced from 6 exons. Bases 80 to 1093 code for a protein of 337 amino acids. The record is from RefSeq and is a predicted model, not a curated record.